Molecule: messenger RNA, 1805 nt
Organism: Cornus florida
Lineage: Eukaryota; Viridiplantae; Streptophyta; Magnoliopsida; Cornales; Cornaceae
Product: receptor like protein 29
Exons: 1
Coding region: 411-1805 (464 amino acids)
Molecular function (GO): protein binding
Source: RefSeq, a predicted model, not a curated record
GUGAAGCAUGAGAGCAACCUUCAUUUUAAAAAAUUGUAUAACUUAAAUAUUAUGUAAUCAUAUUUUUGUUUCAUCAAUCAAUUUUAUUUUAUUUAUUUAUUUAUUUUUUUUUUCCAGGCAAGAAAGAAAUUUCCCAUUGCCAGUUUCAAUGUGCCUCUUAAGCAGAAUGAUUUCAGGUUCCAACUAGUCCCUUCUCCCUCCCCCAAUUUGUUUCCGAUAUUUGACCCUACGUUGGUUUCAAAUUCUAACUCAAUGUCGUGACCCUCCCAUCAAUUCAAUCACGUCACAUCUCUCUCUCUCUCUCUCAUUUUGGAUUUGUAAUAAUCCUCGUUUUUCACACAUGAAAUCCACUUCCAAAAACCACCCAAACAGCUCUACAGCUGAUCAGACAUCAUCAACCUCAACACACAAUGUGCUGUUCCUUCUCAAUCUCCCUUCCACUGCUUCUGUUACUCCUCUCCUUUCCUUCCAUUCCUCCUUCUCUCUCCACCAAUCAAAAUGAAAAGAAAAAACCACCACCCAACAACAUGGAUCCAUCCGAACUGGAGACCCUGUUCAACAUCAUGGACACCAUGUCCUCUGAUCAAACCUGGAGAGUCUCCAAUCCCAACCCUUGUGACCCAGCCUCAUCCUGGCCUGGUUUAGAGUGCAAACAAGGUAUUGAUGACACCUACCUCCGUGUCACCAGGCUUGACUUUGGCACACCACCAAGCCCAUCUUGCAAAGACACAGCCACUUUCCCUCCACAAAUCUUUGUCCUUCCUCACCUUCAAUCUGUGUUUUUCUUCAAUUGUUUCACUCACACCAAAACCAACAUCUCUGUUCCACAAAACAGAGUCUUCUCUUCUUCAUUGCAACAGCUGAGUCUCCGAUCAAACCCGGCACUCAUCGGCUCAAUCCCACCUCAAAUCUCCUCACUGAAAUCGCUUCAAAUCCUCACAUUGUCCCAAAACAGCCUUAGUGGGCAAAUUCCAGCUGAGAUUUUCAGUUUGAGCUCUUUGGUACACCUUGAUUUGAGCUACAAUUUGCUCACAGACACCAUUCCAUACCAAAUUGGCAACCUCAAAAACCUCGUAGGCCUUGAUUUGAGCUAUAAUUUGCUCACAGGUUUGAUCCCACCCGCAAUUGGCGAAUUGGGUAUGCUUCAAAAGCUGGAUUUAAGCUCGAAUUCGCUGGUUGGAAGCAUUCCAGACAACAUUGAGAAGCUCACUUCAUUGGUUUUCAUGGCCUUGAGCAACAACAAAUUGGGUGGUGAAUACCCAAAAGGAUUGGCAGAGUUGAAGAGCUUGCAGUACUUCAUAAUGGAUGACAAUCCGAUGUUCACAUCACUGCCACUAGAGUUUGGUCAGCUUCACAAACUACAAGAGCUGAGGCUCGCCGACUCUGGGCUAUCAGGAACAAUACCACAAAACUUUUCACAGCUCAUAAAUUUAAGCACCCUGUCAUUGCAGAACAACCGAUUGACGGGUGAAAUCCCGGUCGGCCUAGGCCGUCUCUCACACAUAUAUCACUUGAAUCUAAGCAAAAACUACUUGGGUGGUGUUGUUCCAUUCAAUUCAAGUUUCUUCAAGAGGUUGGGUAGGAACUUGGACUUGAGUGGCAAUGCAGGGCUGUGUUUGAGUCCAUCUGAACCAUAUGGUGUCAAGAUUGGUGGAGUUGGCGUCUGUGGAAGCAACAACAGCAGUGGCUCUUCUAUGAUCCCACCAAUCAACACAUCCGAAGCUCCAUCUGGCUUCUUCAAAUCAUGCUUUCUUUUUGGUGUUUUGGGUGUCUUGGAACUGCAUCAAAUAUAUCUCUCGGUAUGA